This is a messenger RNA of Pyricularia grisea, 2071 nucleotides long. RefSeq lists its product as uncharacterized. Gene Ontology annotation, molecular function: transmembrane transporter activity. Gene Ontology annotation, cellular component: membrane. The record is from RefSeq and is a predicted model, not a curated record. Gene Ontology annotation, biological process: transmembrane transport. The transcript is spliced from 4 exons. Bases 219 to 1832 code for a protein of 537 amino acids. NCBI's taxonomy places the organism in Eukaryota, Fungi, Ascomycota, Sordariomycetes, Magnaporthales, Pyriculariaceae.
CGCGAAUCACUUUUUGGUUUCCAGGUGCACAAAUAAAAACCAUGAUCAUCCGGCAGAUUUUUUUACUGAUUCGUUCCCAUUGGAGUUGCCUCUGAUUUCUUUCUCCUUGUCGUCCAUCUCUCGUCCCGAGCAGUCAUCCGAUCUUGAGCACAGGUCUCAUUUGUUUCUCAUCCAUCUUCGUGGCUCUUCUCUCCAAUAUUCGACGCGGAAAAAAUAAAAUGGCGACCGUGUUACCGCCAAAGGGCGAUCCGAAUGUGGCUGGGGCCACGCAGCACCCCGACCGAAUAACCGACCAUGACCUGUUGGGUGGCGGAGAUAGCGACGAAAAGCCCGGGGUUGAGCACCAUUCUGGAGAUGCCCCCUCGGCCGCCGAAUUGACGCCCGAAGAGCUGGAGCUAGAAAAGCAACUCAAGAAAAAAAUUGACACGCUCAUUAUGCCAUUGGUGGUGUUGGUCUAUCUCAUGAACUAUAUCGAUCGAAACAAUUAUGCCGCAGCCAGGCUUCAAGGCCUCGAGAGGGACCUCAGCCUCAGCGACUCGCAGUAUCAGCUCGGCCUUUCUAUUCUCUUUGUUGGUUACAUCCUUGCUCAGGUUCCUUCCAACAUGCUGCUCAACUACAUGGGUCGCCCGUCACUAUACCUGGGUCUCUUCACCAUCCUUUGGGGAUCCGUGUCUGCCCUGACCUCUCUGGUCAAGAAUUUUGGUCAGAUAGUCGCGUGCAGGUUCAUCCUUGGUAUGGUCGAGGCGCCCUUCUUCCCAGGUGUCUUGUUCUACCUGUCGAAAUGGUACACCAAGUCGGAGCUGAACCUACGCAUGUCCAUCUUUUACUCUGGAUCCUUGAUAUCGGGUGCAUUUGGCAACCUUAUCGCAGGAGGAAUUCUUAGUGGUUUGGGUAACUCGCAUGGUCUGUCACCUUGGCAGUGGCUGUACAUCAUUGAGGGCGUCAUCACUGUCGCUGUCGGUUUCCUCCUCAUAUUUGUCCUCCCCGACUUCCCCAACACCUGGAAGGGUCUCUCCCCGGAGCUGAAACAGGUUGCGAACCGCCGACUAGCCAUCGAAGCGGCCCAGGCCGAUGUGGACGAGGCCGGCGGCAUGAGCCAGCUCAAGGGCUUCAAGUUGGCCAUGACAGACCCUUGCACCUACGUGCUCGCCCUCUCAUACAUGUGCGCAACCGGCACGGCUGGCUUCCAGAACUUCUUUCCCACUCUGACGAGCACCUUUGUUGCUGGUGGCGACCGAGUAAAAUCCCUACUGCUUUGCGCACCGCCGUACCUGUUCAUCACGGUCGGUUCGCUGGUUCACUCGGUAUUUUCAGACAGGGUCGGGAACCGGUUCUGGUUCUACAUGUACCCGAUUCCCGUCACCAUCGUGGGCUUCCUCAUCUUCAUGUUUGUCGACGACAACAACUUUGGCGCAAAGUACUUCUCGCUCUUCCUUAUGGUGGUAGUGUUCAACAUGAACGGCACCACCUACGCCUGGAUCGCCAACGCGAUUCCUCGCCCGCCCGCCAAACGCGCCGCCGCCUUCGCCUUUAUCAACAGCAUCGGCAACUCGGCCAGCAUCUGGACGCCCUUUACCUACCGCCAGAAGGAUUUCCCCUCGUACAAGCUGGCCAUGGGGAUCAACAUUGGCCUUCAGGCAAUCGCGGCGGUGUGUGGCCUGUUGAUGUGGUACAUCCUGACGAGCCGGAACAAGCAGCUGGAGAGGAUGGAAAACGAGGACACGGAGCUCAGCUCCAAGGAUUUGGCUGUGCUGCAGAAGACGGCUGACCUUGCCGGCGUCGAUAUUGCAACGGCGAGGAGGCAGCAGAAGGGGUACAGGUACAUGAUUUGAAAUUUGAAGAUAUACUCUGUCGUCACACUCAUCCAUUGACCUUUGCGACCCCCGAUCCGGAACACCAACAUUUACCCAUUCAUAAUUAAUCGCGGUUAUUAAAUUCGCUAGAAGAGCUCAAACCUGUGGUGGUGCGCUGUAAAUGCAUUAAAAAACCAUAAUCUUUCGCGACGGAUAAGUUUUGGUUUAAUCAACCCCAAAAAUGGGAUAAAUUGAGAAAUGCUAAGGGACGCCCGCCC